CACGCGUUCUUCGCCUCGAACUGGCGACUAUACGGGGUUAUCAGGUCCUGCCGGGUAUGGCUACUGUCUAUGAGGUUAUUUGAUUGUCAAGAUGGCUGGCACCAUCCUGUGUGUGGCCGAAAAGCCCGCCAUUGCCAAGGCUGUGGCCUUGCAUUUGUCUGGAGGUGCUAUGCAAACAAGAAACGUUCCAGGCAGCCAGUAUGUGAAGAACUAUAUAUUUAAUUUCAACUUUGGAGGCUCUUGGGGCUCGUGCUCCGUGACGAUGACCAGUGUUAUCGGCCAUCUGAUGGAGCUGGAGUUUGAGAGAAAUUACAAGACAUGGCUGGCGUGUCCUCCGGGAAGUCUCUUCGAGGCCCCUAUUCGCGAAUCAGUGUACCAGGAUAAAGUGGCAAUUGCGGAGAAUAUCAUGAAGCAGGCGAGAUAUGCACAAGCUCUGUUCAUCUGGACCGACUGUGAUCGGGAAGGAGAGCAUAUUGGCACGGAAGUCCGGCGGCAGGCAAAGCUGGGAAAUUCAAGGAUCCAGGUGAAACGUGCCAUGUUCAGCAACACGGAGAAGGCUCAUGUUAUACAAGCAGCUCGCAGACCUAUUGAUGUGGAUGAGCGCCAGGCAAACGCUGUGGCGGCGAGGAUGGAGCUAGAUCUCCGAAUUGGUGCUGCCUUCACACGUUUAGUGACACUGCAACUUCGACCAAUGACUCCCGUGCUAGAGAAUAAAAUCCUCAGCUACGGGUCCUGUCAGUUUCCUACGCUCGGCUUUGUUGUCGAUCGGUAUCUUCGAGUGAAAAAAUUCAAGCCCGAAAACUUCUGGGCUAUCAAGGUCAUGCACGUCCGCGAUGAUAUCAAGGUCAACUUCAAUUGGCGUCGUGUCCAUCUCUUUGACAGAGCGGCAGUUACGGUGAUGCUGGAGCGAUGUUUGAAUGCUAAGACGGCUAAAGUUACCAAGGUUAACACGAAGCCAACAAGCAAAUGGAGGCCUCUUCCAUUGACAACAGUGGACCUCCAAAUGAUGGGAAGUAAAUACUUGCGCAUGAACAGUCAGAGCAUUAUGAAGGUGGCAGAGGCUCUUUACACCAAGGGCUUUAUCAGCUAUCCGAGAACGGAGACCGACCAAUUCGACAAGGCGAUCGAUCUGAAAAAGCUAAUUGAGAAGCAAUUGCCGGAUCGAGAUUGGGGUGGAUAUGCACGGGAACUACUGGAUGGCAGAUUUAGGACCCCACGGUCUGGCCGACAUAACGAUAAAGCACAUCCUCCAAUUCAUCCCGUUGCCUGGGUCGAUCCUAGCCGCCUCGAUGCGCAGGAACGGAGCGUUUAUCAGUUCGUUGUCCGUCGAUUUCUCGCCUGCUGCUCCGAAGACGCGAAAGGUGAGACCUCCGAAGUUGAAAUUCUGUAUGGCGAUGAGACUUUCCACGCAAAAGGACUCAUCGUUCUGGAAAAGAACUAUCUGGAGGUCUACGUUUACGAUAAGUGGGAGAGCAGCCAACAACUCCCGAACUUCCAACUCGGUGAGCAAUUCGAACCCACAGAGGCCAAGAUUGUCGAGGGCAAGACUACUCCGCCUAACUAUCUCACUGAACCGGAACUUAUUGCCUUGAUGGAUGCGAAUGGCAUUGGCACAGACGCAACUAUGGCUGAGCAUAUCGCUAAGAUCAAAGAGCGUGAAUUCGUUGCGGUCCGCUCCCGUAGGAACGGGCGUAGUUCUGUACAGGAAUUUAUCCCCACACGUCUAGGCAUUGCGCUUGUGGAGGGUUAUGAUAGCGUAUUCGCGGAUAUGCCUGAUGGCCCAUCUCUGAGCAAACCGUUCCUACGGAAAGAGAUGGAGUUACAGAUGCGCGAUAUCUGCGCGGGCACUAGAACUAGGCAGCAGGUUGUCGACGAGGGUUUGGAUAUGUACCGCGGGCUAUUUAUCCGUACACAGCGACGGAUUCAGAUGUUGAAGGAUGCAUGCAAGAAAUAUAUCAUUGAUGGAGCUACAUGCUAGAAGAGAAAGAAAAGAGGGGAGGGAAGGACCAGGCUUUGAUUAUUCGGCGUUCGUGAUGGGCUGGCUGUAUCGAGACUGGAGUUUGGCCUGGUUAUGGAAAAGUUAUGGAAGUUAUACCCUUUACCUAUCUGAUUUUGGGGGGAAGGGGCGGUGCAAGUCGCGGACCAUUUGACUGGAAGAACGGAAGUGAAUACUAGUAUUUGAGCAGAAGCAGCCCUUCUUACUUAAUGGUCCUGAAUCGUCAGAUGCUCCAUACAAGAAUAACAUUACUGAAUCCUAGACAACUAUAUCAGAGA
This is a messenger RNA of Paecilomyces variotii, 2274 nucleotides long. RefSeq names its product DNA topoisomerase. Gene Ontology annotation, cellular component: nucleus. Lineage: Eukaryota; Fungi; Ascomycota; Eurotiomycetes; Eurotiales; Thermoascaceae. Gene Ontology annotation, biological process: DNA topological change. The record is from RefSeq and is a predicted model, not a curated record. The transcript has 7 exons. Gene Ontology annotation, molecular function: DNA binding; DNA topoisomerase type I (single strand cut, ATP-independent) activity. The coding region runs from base 92 to 1978 and encodes 628 amino acids.